CAGGUGACUUCACACACAGCUGUGUACAGGGAGCUGAGUGCUGCUGUCUAUGACGGCUCUGGAUUAUUAACCUGCUGCUGCCCACCAGAGCACAAUGCCCACCUCAGGGUACAGCAUUAAUACGGAAUAUGGGCACCAGGUGUCUGCCCAGGAUGAGACUUCUCCUCUGCUGGGGGGCCAUCCACAGGGCAGGACAUCGCCCGGAGCCUCCUUUGGAUUUUCAGUCUUCAAUCUAAUGAAUGCCAUCAUGGGAAGUGGAAUCCUGGGGCUAUCUUUUGCUAUGGCCAGCACGGGAAUCAUUGGCUUCAGUGUUCUGCUGUUGAUAGUGGCACUGUUGGCUGCGUACUCCAUUCACUUGUUGCUCCGUUUAUGCAUUCAAACUGCUGUUACGUCCUAUGAGGAUCUUGGCCUCAUCGCAUUUGGUUCACCUGGAAAGAUCAUUGUGGCAAGCACCAUUCUUAUUCAGAAUAUCGGAGCCAUGUCUUCCUAUAUGUUCAUUAUCAAGUCUGAGUUACCAGCUGCUAUUGCGGGGUUUCUGUCAGGUGACCACCAUGGGGCCUGGUAUCUUGAUGGCAGACUGGUAUUAAUAAUCACAUUGGCCUGCAUUGUGUUCCCGUUGGCACUGCUUCCAAAAAUCGGCUUUCUUGGCUACACAAGUAGUUUGUCAUUUUUCUUUAUGGUCUACUUCGCCAUUGUGGUUGUGAUAAAAAAAUGGUCCAUUCCUUGCCCCCUUCCUCUGAACCACACUAUGCUAUACAUGGAGAUGUCAAACAGCUCGGAAUGUAAAGCUAAACUUUUUGAAUUUUCAAAAGAGAGUGCAUUUGCAUUGCCCACCAUGGCCUUCUCAUUUCUGUGCCAUACAUCUGUCCUGCCCAUUUACUGUGAGCUGAGAAGUCCGUCCAAGAGUCGGAUGCAGAAUGUGGCAAACAUCGGAAUAUUCCUGAGCUUUCUCAUCUACUUAAUUUCCGCACUCUUUGGCUACCUCACUUUUUACGAUAAAGUGGAGUCUGAAUUGCUGCAAGGUUAUAGCAGAUUCCUUCCUAAUGAUGUUCUGAUUAUGACUGUCAGGCUCUCCAUUCUACUUGCUGUACUUCUGACUGUGCCACUUAUACAUUUUCCUGCUAGAAAAGCCGUCAUGAUGAUGAUCUUCUCCAAUUAUCCCUUCUCAUGCAUCCGCCAUAUAUUGGUGACACUGGGCCUAAAUAUAACCAUCGUGCUCCUUGCCAUAUAUGUGCCAGAUAUACGGAACGUGUUUGGUGUAAUCGGAUCUACGACUUCGACGUGUUUGCUGUUUGUGUUUCCUGGAAUGUUUUACUUGAAGCUUAGCUUUGAAGACUUUUUAUCUCGGCAGAAACUUGGGGCCUGUGGCUUGCUUGUUCUUGGUAUUUGUAUUGGUGCCUGCAGUUUAACACUAAUUACCGUGAACUGGGCUUACAAUGAAUGAGAGCAUCACGUCGGAGUUUACAUUUGAACAGAAUUUACUGCCAAGGAUAUCCAGUUUCAGGGGGAAAUUGCUGGAGAAAUAGUUUGUGUUCAGAGCACGCCACUCUCUUGCCCUUUGGGUCCUCUGGAAAAAUAAAACUAGUCACCGGCUGAAAUGGGAGACCAAAAGCAAACAUUCACUUUAGGGAGGAACUGCAUAAAUAAACUGGGUGCUGAAUAUUAU
Molecule: messenger RNA, 1666 nt
Organism: Nanorana parkeri
Lineage: Eukaryota; Metazoa; Chordata; Amphibia; Anura; Dicroglossidae
Gene: SLC38A6
Product: solute carrier family 38 member 6
Exons: 17
Coding region: 95-1444 (449 amino acids)
Biological process (GO): L-glutamine transport; amino acid transmembrane transport
Molecular function (GO): L-glutamine transmembrane transporter activity
Source: RefSeq, a predicted model, not a curated record